Rubroshorea leprosula is the source of this 446-nucleotide messenger RNA. Lineage: Eukaryota; Viridiplantae; Streptophyta; Magnoliopsida; Malvales; Dipterocarpaceae. The record is from the annotation of a GenBank genome assembly.
UCCGCACUCAUCAAGUUCUCAAAAUCAAAGCAUUUGUACGUAGCCAACACCCAGCAGUAGCAAUGGUGAAGAUCUUUAGCAAGACCGUCGAGAAUAAUGAGAUUGAGAGAAAAGAAAUUAAGCUUCCCAGAUCAAGUUUUCAACAACUUCCAAAUGGGGAGUUCUCGGUUAGAGAUAAUCGGAGUGAUAGAAUAUGGAGGUGUCGCCGCAGCCAACGGUCCGGUCAGUGCUAUCUCAAUGUUAUAGAUGGGAAUGAUUUUGUGAGAGGCAUAAACGCUGGUAGCAAGAUCAGCCUUCACAACGAAGCUGAUCCUUUCAACCCGGAAGCUACGCCGUACAAAUUUGAAGUCGAAAAUAAUUGAGAAAGUGGUUGUUCAUAUUUUUAUACAUGCUUUUAAGUAUUCUCUAGUUAAGUGUCUUUUUUAGAGUAAAAAAUGUUUUUUUCA